UAUGUUAAAACCAGUGGUUCUGGUUGCACUGUAUCAAGCAAGCCUACAAUCACUAAAGUAAAACUAUCAAAAGAAUCGCUGGAUCAAUUUAUGACAUUUUUACUUGAUAAAAAUAAUGCAACACCAAGUUCAUAUAAAGUAAAUGAAGCAAUAAAUGCAGCAAAAGGACUUCAAGGAACAUUUAUUGCAAACCUUAACCCUAGUGAAACACCAAAUCCAUUCUAG
Messenger RNA from Entrophospora sp. SA101, 225 nucleotides. The record is from the annotation of a GenBank genome assembly. Lineage: Eukaryota; Fungi; Glomeromycota; Glomeromycetes; Entrophosporales; Entrophosporaceae.